Molecule: messenger RNA, 1586 nt
Organism: Gambusia affinis (western mosquitofish)
Lineage: Eukaryota; Metazoa; Chordata; Actinopteri; Cyprinodontiformes; Poeciliidae
Gene: mrps18b
Product: mitochondrial ribosomal protein S18B
Exons: 7
Coding region: 751-1488 (245 amino acids)
Biological process (GO): mitochondrial translation
Cellular component (GO): mitochondrion; ribosome
Molecular function (GO): structural constituent of ribosome
Source: RefSeq, a predicted model, not a curated record
GGAGCAUGACGCAUCGCGUGAGAAGGGUUUGGACCCACUGGAGCUCUGCCACAAACAGCCAGCCGGCCGGGGGAUUAGUUGGUCAUAAUUUUUUGGAUUUUUGAUGAAGUAUCCUAUUCUUUUCAUUGUCUUCUCCAGAGGCUCCACUGUCGUCCUCCUAACAGAACAAGAACAGAACCAGCUUUCUUUGCCACGUUAUUGAGCCUUUCCAGGUCUCUGGUUCUGAUGCUGCUGCCCCAACAGAUGAAGGCAGAAGAGAUGAAACUCUCAACAACAUACUUAUACAAGGUCUGCAGCAUCUUGCUGCAAACCUUGAAGGAUCUUAUUUCCUCAAGAAGUCCAGUCUGCUCUAUAGACACAGAAUAGAAAUGUGAAUAGAAACUUCCAGAGAUCUCCUGUCAGCUAAAUCACAGUGUGGAAUUUUUCAUUUUACUAUUUUAAUUUUAUGUAAGACCCAAAGUAGAAUGAUAUGUUUAUAUCAGUCACACCUUAGAAAUGUUUUCCACUGCUUACUCCGGUGACGCGCCGUUCGCAAACCACGCAUACCCGGCGCACCAUCAGCCUCUCCGGCUAAAACAUGGUGCGUACCCUCUGACUGAACCCGGAGACAGUUACAGAUACUCCACGAUUAGAAUCAGAAUAAAUAACGUAGUGAAUAAAAAAAAAAGUAAUAUAGUUGAUUAAUGUACGUUCUUUUUAAAAAUAUAUUUUACAUUUCACCUUUCACCCCACAUCCCACGUGAAAACAAAAUGGCCGCGUACGUGUUGAACAUAUCCAGGAUAUUUUCUCGUGAUUUGUUUUCAGCGUCAUUCCAGUUUCAUCGAUAUCGGUCCUGCUUGCAGAGGUUGCCUGUGGUGAAGCCGCCCCCCGUCUUUGCACUCUUCACACGGCAGUUCGGGAGUUCAGCAGCAUGUUGGCAGGAGGCUGAGAUCCAGGCGGCACAGACUGCGGAUCGGUACAAACAAAGACCCUGGGAUUACCUGGACAGCGAAGAGUAUGUUGAGCGGUACGGCAGCAGUGCGGUGUGGACAGGCUACAGGAGGAACCAUAAGGGAGGCAUCCCGCCCCAGAAGACACGCAAGACUUGCAUUAGAGGAGACAAGAUAUGUGGGAACCCCUGUCCAAUUUGUAGAGAUCCAAACAUUAUCGUCCACCGUCAAAAUGUGAAAUUACUCCAGCAGUUUAUCAGCCCACACACUGGAAUGAUGUAUGAUCCCACUCUGACUGGAGUGUGUAUGAAACAACAGAAAAAGCUGAAUGAAGCCAUCAACAAAGCAAGAGAUGAUGGUUUACUUCCUUUUCAGAUUCCACAUGUGAAUUUUUCAGGAGAGGAUUACUCCAACACUCAUGAUGCUGUUGGGCUCACAUCACCUACACCUUUCCUCAGUCCUAGUGAACCCUGGUAUAAAUGGUACGGAGAAAUAUUGCCUGAUGAUAAGAAAGUGGAUCAAGUGAAGAAGAUAUACAAGGCUUAUUUAAAACACUAGAGUUGUGAAAAAUGCUUAAAAUCUACCAUAGUCUUCAACAUGCCUGAACAUUCUACUGAAGUUCACAACUUUAAAUAAAUAAAAUGACUAAAAUGCAA